Papilio machaon (common yellow swallowtail) is the source of this 904-nucleotide messenger RNA. RefSeq names its product dysbindin (gene Dysb). Gene Ontology annotation, cellular component: cytoplasm. Lineage: Eukaryota; Metazoa; Arthropoda; Insecta; Lepidoptera; Papilionidae. The record is from RefSeq and is a predicted model, not a curated record. The transcript has 3 exons. Gene Ontology annotation, biological process: negative regulation of protein kinase activity. Bases 114 to 869 code for a protein of 251 amino acids.
CAAUGACAUAUGAUAUUUCUCCAAUCGAUGUCGAUGUAGGUUAAUUUACAAACAGGAAUUAUUUUAUUUCUGCGAAAAUGUUCGAUUGAAAGAGUUAUUUUUCAAGAUUAACAAUGUUAGGAAAUCUUAAAGAGUUUAUCUCAGUUGUACAAGAUGGCUUAAGUUCGCAUAACAAUUUACGUCAAACAUUACAAGAAGUUCACAAAGUGACCAAUAUUUUUAAAGAUAAACAAAAAGUUGCAAAUGAAAGCAAAGUUAAUUACGGUGCUGGAGGGGAAAUACUGGAAAAGUAUCAAAACGAUUGGGUUGACAUCCAUGCAAACGCGGAGCAAAAUGCUAAAGCAGCAGAUGAAGUCGAUAAACUUAUUAAAGAACUACAUAUCAUAACAAACACACGAGUAAAAAGUUAUAAAGAUUUUUCUCAAGCUUUAUCUCAAUUACCAGCAGUAACAGCUUCUGUAGCACAAUGUGCAGAUGGGUUGCGAAACCUAAAAAUACUAUUACAUGAUGUUGAAGAACAAAUGGUAAAAUUCGAGGAUAUAAUGGAAAGAAGAAAAAUGGAGAAAUGGAAAUUAGACCAUCACUACCAACUUACUCUUUACAAAGAGAAAAAAAUGGCUGAGUUAGAAGAAAUUAGGUCAAAGUUAGCUAAAGAGAACUCUGAACAAAAUAUGGAAAGGGAAAGAAAGCAGCUAGCUGAACUACAAGCUAAAAGGGAAAAUAGUGCAAUUGCAUUCCAGAAAGAUAUGGCCAAAUAUCUCUCCAGUGGCAGUGUGCCUUCGAAGUUGCCAUCUUCUCCAAAGAUUACCCUUGAACAAAUCCAGCUUGAAGAUGACAAAACAGAUUUAGAAAAGUUUUUGGACAGUUGACUUAAUUUUGUAAUUUUUAAUGUAUGGUGAUAUGG